UGACCAAACUGUAACGAGUCAGUGUAACUUUUGCUGUACGUACUAACUUGAACUUGUUAAGAGUUGCUUCGGAUUUUUUAAAGAAUGUUCUUUUUGUGGUUCCUAUUGUCCCUACUGGCGCUAUGUAAAAGUUGCUACGGACUGGAUCAUUUUCCGUUUCAUCUGCAGCACGCUGAAACCAGAUUGUACAUAGGUAAAGAUGCAGUCAGUUUGGUACAAUCCAAGGACAAAGCAGGAAUUUUCACACAUGGAACCGGGCUAAAUAGCUUAGAUACCGGAAAAUCGGUUGCAGUAAAAGGUGGAUGCAAGGGAAGCAACACAGAACUCACAUUAGCUGAUCCGGAGUACCGCCCGUUUCAAAAAUUCUCUUAUGAAAAUGGCAUCAUCGAAAGUAAAUGUGGUAAAAACAAAGUGGUUGUACCGGACAAAAAUAAUAAAACAGUCAUUUUGGAAACAAAAGAUUCUGCGAAAUUAAAACGCUACAAAUUUGAUUAUAUAAUUUUUUCGCGGUAAUUUAAAAUAGCAACAUAACUCUGAGGCAAUGCCUGAAUGGAGAAUCGUCACUUUUGCAUCAUCAUAAGACCAAACUAUUUGGAAAUUUAGAAUCAAAAUUUGUUUAGUAUGGUUUGUAUGGAUAUGACGGGGUAUGACGUAAUCUAUACAUCCAUUUUUAUAAAUUGGCAUCAAAUCUUGGUAAAUCAAGUAUGAAAAUACACUUGCCAUUAGUAAAAACGUUUGAAAUAUAUUUAAAAUUAAAUUUAAUUUAAAAAAAAAUAACAGACUAAAUUUAUUUCCGUAGGCAGUCGAAGAUAUUGUUCUGGGCUCUCAAUUAGAACCCACAUCGGUAAAUUAGAAACUGACUGCACCUCAUUAACACAAGAUUUCGAUUGAACUUGAGACUUUUCCCCAUUGUAGCAUUGCGUUUUGACAGAGUUUGCUUUUUCUUCGCCGAUAAAUAAA
Molecule: messenger RNA, 960 nt
Organism: Cylas formicarius (sweet potato weevil)
Lineage: Eukaryota; Metazoa; Arthropoda; Insecta; Coleoptera; Brentidae
Exons: 3
Coding region: 85-513 (142 amino acids)
Source: RefSeq, a predicted model, not a curated record